This is a messenger RNA of Harpia harpyja (harpy eagle), 6196 nucleotides long. RefSeq names its product bridging integrator 3 (gene BIN3). Gene Ontology annotation, biological process: plasma membrane tubulation; endocytosis; actin cortical patch localization. Gene Ontology annotation, molecular function: lipid binding; protein binding. Gene Ontology annotation, cellular component: cytoplasm; actin cortical patch. The record is from RefSeq and is a predicted model, not a curated record. Bases 2193 to 2822 code for a protein of 209 amino acids. Lineage: Eukaryota; Metazoa; Chordata; Aves; Accipitriformes; Accipitridae. The transcript has 10 exons.
CCGCGGUGGUUUUAUUCCACCCGUUCCCGGGGUUUGCACCGAAACAGACGGAUUUGAAGCGUUUUCUCGCCGGUUUCCCCCUCCGGAGGCAGCUCCGGGCCCCUCUACCCUGCCCCGUGACGUCACGCCCCCUCCCCGACGUCACCCCCGGCGCGGCACGCGGCGGGUUAACGCUCCCCGCGCCUCCCUCCCUCUGGCGGCGCUACCGGAAGGGGCGGGGUGAAGGCGGCGGCACUUCCGGGAGCGGCGCGGGGCAGCGGGGGACCAUGAGCUGGAUACCGUUCAAGAUCGGGCAGCCCAAGAAACAGAUUGUACCCAAGACAGCAGCAGAUACGUGGAAAGCAGAAAACAGGAAGCCCAAAGCCUUGCAACCUCACAGUAAGUGUAAAGUGCAGCUCUUCAAAGAAGAACAAAUGGCAGGAAACCACCGAUCUCCCCUGGGAGCGAGGCGUUCGGCGUCAUGGUGUGGAAGCGAUGGGGCUGCUUUGUAGCUUUAGCGAGCUCGAGGCCCCCAACUUUACCUCCCAGUUGCAAGCUGAGACGCUCCAUCUGUGCGGGCUUUUGGGAACAGCGGUAGCAGCCGAGGUCUGUGAUAUUCCAGAUGUUGGCCUCUGGAGCCCGCUGCAGGAAGUGGGAAGGUGUGGCAUCUCCAAGGCUGCAUCCCAAGCCGAUCAGAAGGGAAGUGGUUGCGGGUAGAGGAUCUCCCACUCGCAGAGAUUGGACCACAAAAGAGGAGGGGAGGGAGGGGAAAAAAAAAAAAGCAUUUGUUAGGAUCUAACUUAUUUGGCUCUCCAUGAGGCAUGUAACUCGAGUGCAGGAGAAGGGAGAAUCGCUCUGCCGAGAGAGUCUUAGCUUGCCAACGGACCUUUUUUCUUUUCUUGAUGAAAUGAUGCUGGGGCUGGUGUCAAAUCUAGGCCAGCAGUAGUACUGAAAAGCAAUUUGCCUAGGCUGCAGAGGGAAUUAGUCAUGACUCCCUAUGCCCACUCGCUUCUGAUCCUUUGAAGAAGGGCAUGGUGUCAGCCACAGUUUAGCUCUUCAGGUAGAAGGAAACCCCCGUAGAAAAUAUCGGCUGGUGAACUGAAGUGAUCUCCCACCCCCCAGACAUGCCUCUGCUUUGUUUCCACCUUAACCUGGGCAAAUCCAAUUCCAGACAGCAUAAUCUCUCCCCUCCUCUCCCCUGAAAAGAGCAGCUGUCACCGGGCUUGCCGAGAGGCCAGGAGCCGGGUGGGAGGAUCUAAUGCGCAGAGAGGACCUGCUGUCAGCGGAGCUGCAGAGGACACAGUAACACAGCCCAAUUAAACUAAUGCCCAGUGAUAGGAGUUAAACCUGUUAGAAUUAUAUCUCUCUGCAGAAUGUUUAUUGCUCAAAUCCGAUGCAGCGAUGAAGCCUCUUACGGCAGAGAUGUUCUUCCCUCCCCCAGGACAACUUCGGUCCAAGCAGAGGUUACGCUGGAACCGGAGCUUGUAGUUGUCUUCUGAGCUCUCUCGCAGCUCCAGCUUGCUGAAGUUCAUCUGCGUCACCCCGAGGUUGUACCCCGCUCUUCACUGGGGCUUGGGUUAUCCGAGCUGGCAGGUAGCCGGGAAGAAGAGCCAGCCGUGCAUCCCCACGGGGCGCGGAGCCAGGUCGGCAGCCGGGGGAGUCAGCCGGCUCUUGGGAUGGGGCAACCCAGCGCGCAGCCCCUUCACGUCACCCAGGUUUUACCCCUUCCUCCCUCCCUGCCUCCCUCGGCAGCGCUCUGGCCUGGGCUGACUCAGAUGGCUCGCCUUCCUCCUCCUCGCUGGCUAACCUUGGGUGAGUCAGCUUGGCAGGGAGCGGAGACCUGAGCUGUGGGCCUGCACGCCUGCCAAGCCUCCCUUCCUUGACUCAUCCCAGCAGCUCUGCCUUCCCCAGGGAUGUCGGACGGAGGAGCUCCAUGAGCAGGAGGAUUCCACUGCAGCUGCCGGCCGUCAGCGCCUUUCCAUUGGGCUCCACCAGCGAGCUGGAAAUCCCAAAAUAACGGAGUAAAUGUCGCAGAAAUGGUGGGGUGAAAUCAAGUGACGCCAGUUAAAUAGUUUUACUCGUUUUCACUCUCUUCCUUCAAUCUUCAGCAGGACGUAACUGGUCUCUGCAGUUCGGAGGUGGAGAGAGACUUUGAAAGGGAAUAUGGAAAGCUUCAGCAAUUGGAAGAUCAGACCAAAAAACUUCAGAAGGAUAUGAAGAAAAGCACAGAUGCAGACUUGGCCAUGUCCAAGUCGGCUGUCAAAAUCUCUUCGGACCUGUUGUCUAACCCCUUGUGUGAACAGGAGCCCAGCUUUCUGGAGAUGGUCACAGCCUUCGACACAGCGAUGAAGAGGAUGGACUCUUUCAACCAGGAGAAGGUGAAUCAGAUCCAAAAGACAGUCAUAGAGCCUUUGAAAAAGUUCAGCAGCGUGUUUCCCAGCCUGAACAUGGCAGUGAAGAGACGGGAGCAAACACUGCAGGACUACAAGCGCCUGCAGUCCAAGGUGGAGAAAUACGAGGAGAAGGAGAGGACCGGCCCCGUCCUCGCCAAGCUGCACCAGGCCCGCGAAGAGCUGAGGCCGGUGAAGGAGGACUUUGAAGCCAAAAACAAGCAGCUCCUGGAGGAAAUGCCCAAGUUUUAUAGCAGCCGCAUCGAUUACUUCAAACCCAGCUUUGAGUCGCUGGUCCGGGCGCAGAUCGUCUACUACACGGAGAUGCACAAGAUCUUCGGGGACCUGACGGCGCAGAUCGACCGGCCCGGCUUGAGCGACGAGCAGCGGGAGCGGGAGAACGAUGCCAAGCUGAGCGAGCUGCGGGCUUUGUCCAUCGUGGCCGACGACUGAGCAGAUGCCGGUGAUGGGGAAGGGGCUGGGGAUUCCCCCCCCCUCCCUGGCUCCCAGAACCGGGGGCUGCUCCCCACCUCCUCCCUCCCGGGGAUGGACUCGUGGGGGGGGGCUUUAGCUGCUAGCUGCUCCCUUUGCCCCCAUGGCUCUGCCCUCCUGCCAGGACAAGAUAUUGCCUGGGGCCAGGGUGGGGGGCACAGCAGGGCUCCCCCCCCCCUCCAGUCAGCUUGUUGUCUCUGCCCCCCCCCUGCAGCCAGGCUUUGCCUUAAAAAGGGGUUUGCGGUGGAGCAAGGAGGUGAAAAUGGGGAGCGGGCUGGGUGCUGCUGGCCGAUCCCAGACCCCAGCUCGACGCUGCACCAUCACGCAGCUGUGUUGGCCCAGCACACCCCAGGUCCGGAUCCGGCCCAGGCUCCUUGCCUUUGUGGCAGGUGGAUGGGACCACUCCUGCGGCUGCUGCUGGGCCAUUCAUUUUGUGCCUUAGGAGCCUAGUAGCCCCCCACCAGGGGAGGGUAAAAGCAUUCACAUCCCAUUUUUUGAGGCAUGGGGAGAGGGCGAUGAAAGGGCUGCGGUUCCCGUGCCGAGCAUCAAGUGAUGCCGCGCUGUGAAUCCGCCCCGUUUGAAGCAGAAACGAUGCAAAGUGCCUCUGCCCCACAGCUGGGGGGGUCACAUCUGCACAGCAAUGGGUGCGGGGGUGCCCAGACCCCAGGGCAGGGGGAUGCAAAAGGGAAAUGCAACCAGCCAGGAGCAAACCCAGGGAAAACUGGGGCGGGGGGGGGCGUCCCUACAGCCGGACCUGACCGUAGCCUGGCAGGGGAGGGGUGGGGGGACGGGGGGGGGCCUCUGCCCUUCUUCUCUAAUAAAAGUUUUUGGUAGAGCAGCGCCGGGCCGGGGUCUGUGUCGCCCUCUGCCGCCACCCGACAGCCACUGCCGCGGGUGGGGGGGGGGAACCCACGGAGGGGGGGAUGCUCCCCCCCACCGUGGGCUGGCACGGCCCCCAGCCCCCCCCCCCCCCCCGGCUACAGCAGAACACUGUUGGUUUGGAGGUGUAAUUUUAAGAAAGGUAUUAUGGGGCUGGGGGAGUGGGGGGGGGGGAAGAGGGAUUGAACAGCCCCCUGGAGAUGCAGGAAGGAAAUGGCUUCAGCAAAGCACAAGAAAUACAAUUUUACAGUCAAAUACAGUGAAUUCGAACCUUUCAGCAUAUGGAGAGGCUGCAGGAGCCUUCGCUGCUGCCCUCCGCCGCUGCUGCUGCAUGGGACAAGGGGCUGGACAGCCGUUACGGUGCGGAGCGGAUAACUGCAGCGAAGAAACAGCUACGGGCACGGCCGCAUCCAGAGAUUCCUCUGAGCUGCUGGGCAGCCUGCGGCACAGCGAGCACCAGCCCCCGUGUUUGGGUCCCUCCAUCCUAAACAAGCCAGUCUGUCCCCGACUUGUGCGUCCAGCUCAGAGCACCGAGACGGCCCGUGCCCCGUCUCCGAUGAUACACACAAGAUUUCCUACUUAAGAGGUUUCCAUUAAAUGCAAACAACCCGUCAGAGCAAACCCUGUGCAUCCCUACGGCUGCCCUGGCUCUGCAUCCCUGGGGUGGGAGCCAGCUCAAGCCCAUCUCUGCAGGGAGAGGGCCGGGACAGAAAAGGCUCAUAGGGACCCUGCCACCAUCCGUGACCCCACUGCGUGACAUCCACAUGGGCAGGGACUUUGCUUGGUCCUGGUGGAGAUCUGGUGGAUGCUGGUUCCUCAUCUAAGCAGUCAUUAGUCUAGAAGAGAGGAGAGGGGGUGACCGGCAGCUCGCAAAGACGGCACCCCACGUCCCAGCACAUCUCACCCUGGCUUACCCAGCUUGACCUCCAGCACAUGGAUUUUGCUCUCCAGAUGGAGUCGGCUGCUCUGCUUUCUCCAGCACCUUCCCGAGGCUGAACACCGUGACAUUGUGGGAGACCUGGGCCAGGGCAGGAGGCAGCCGAGGGAGUUUUCCUGGGACAAGAACGACUCAUCGCCCACCACACGAUCUCCAGCAGCACAGGCUCCACCAUACCCCCCAUCAUCCCUACACCUACCGAAGAGCUCCUCUUCCCCUUGGUACAGGUAGCCACAGAAAUUCAAAAUUGAAGUACACAAAGGCUAGGAGAGCAUCCAGGGGCAGGACAACGCUUGGGUCCACAGCCUUGGGCUGCUAAAACACAGACGUGUGUUAGGGAUGGGAGAGGUCAAGCUCCCCAAAACACCAGCGCUGCGGAGCGGGGUGCAGGCUGUGCUGAGAAUUCCCAGGAUGAGUGGGACUGCACCAGGGACACCGGGUUCCCCCCGGCUAUGUACCUACAUCUGCUCAGCUUCCUCCUCUGCUGUGUCGGCAGCCCUUUCUUGGCUCCAGAUUCCUGGUCUCUGGUGGCUCUUCCUUCUCCAGCAAGACUGGCAGCGCCUUGUAGUUCUUGUAGCCAAAAAUCCUGCUGCAGCAUCUCCUGGAAAAGCUCAGCCACCAUCACGGCCGCUUCAGGGAGGGAGAGGGGCACAGGGGACCUGCCCACCCGUGCUGUGCCGAAACUACCUCGGAGGAGAGCUUCUCCCACCACCUCCUGCGCUGCAGCAGGGUGAAGAGGGAGAUGUUGGAGCAGGCAGCCUGCCUGUCCUGCCUGGCCAGGUGGGGAUGGGCCACGAGGGCUGGUUCCCCGGGGGCUUCGGGCUCCAGCAGUAGCUCGGUGGUCCUUGCUGCUCGAUGGCCUCCAUCUCCUGCUAAAAACUGCCCUGUUUAGGUGAGAGCGGGAAGAGAAGGUACUGGGAGCUGUCAGCCAGAGCGGGACCUCUCCUUCUCCAGAACACAGCCCUGUCCAAGAACCUACAGAAAUGAAACCGCCUUUUGGGACAUCUUUGUGGGCAUCACCAUGCUCAGCUCCGUGGCAAAGCCUCACCAUUGUGGGCUUCUCCUCCGGGAAGUCCUGCCCAGACGUCCAGCAGGAAAAUCACCACCACCUCCCACCAGUACCUGAAUUUGGCAAACCGGACCCCACGGCGUGCCAGGGAAUGGGGGUGAGGUGCGCCCCAGGAAGCCCAGCAGAAAGCGGGGAGCUGGACCCCCCUAAAACCUUCCCACUGCCAGCAGGGAGGCUGCAAAGACAGGAUUGAAGGGGAUGGGAACAGAGCCCUGACAGGUUAUGGAAAGGCUGGUGACUGUCCCCAGCGAGGCCAUUUGCAGGGACCGAGUCCGAGAGCAUCCCCUGCCCAGCCCACACCUGGAUCUCGUACAGUCGCCGCUGGGACCGAGCCAAGCUUCCUCCCCCAGCACCCGGCAUGGAGAACUUCAUCUCCCCUCAGCUGUUCCUUCCCAACCGCAUCACAUGCCGGGCCAGGUUUAAGCAAAAUAAAAUCAGUUGCCACGGUUA